Molecule: messenger RNA, 219 nt
Organism: Letharia columbiana
Lineage: Eukaryota; Fungi; Ascomycota; Lecanoromycetes; Lecanorales; Parmeliaceae
Exons: 1
Coding region: 1-219 (72 amino acids)
Source: RefSeq, a predicted model, not a curated record
AUGUUGUAUGUGCGACACAGAGAUGGAAGUCCAUUCCCUCUGCUCUAUCCUCGUCGUCAUAACAACAAUCAUACCAUCACUGCCAUCAUCAUCAUCAUCAUCAUCAUCAUCAUCAUCAUCAUCAUUAUCUGUAUUAUGAUCAUUGCUAUCAUCAUUGCUAUCAUCAUCGUCGUCUACUUGAUACCUCCAGUUGUCAAAGUCAGGCAGCUACCUCCGUAA